Messenger RNA from Sclerotinia sclerotiorum 1980 UF-70, 162 nucleotides. RefSeq lists its product with no specific name. The coding region runs from base 1 to 162 and encodes 53 amino acids. The transcript is spliced from 2 exons. Lineage: Eukaryota; Fungi; Ascomycota; Leotiomycetes; Helotiales; Sclerotiniaceae. The record is from RefSeq and is a predicted model, not a curated record.
AUGACUCGAUAUAAGGAUGUGUUUCGAUAUAAGGAUGUGUCUCGAUAUAAGGAUGUGUCUUCGCAUAAGGAUGCGUCUCCAUAUAAAGAUUUGUUUCGAUAUAAGGAUAUGGAUAAGAGUCGUCCCAGGACUAGUGUCUUGAGGCCAAUAGGAAUCAUGUGA